UUAUAAAGAGAUGUGGUACAAACAAUGGGGUUAAACGAGUGCUAAGAGCUGCUCGUGGUCUGCCUUCACAAAUGCUAAAAUUAUAAGGAAGCUAGCAUGGAGGCAUGUGUUUUUCUGUUUCCUCAAUUCAACUUUUUGGCACCAAAGGAGGAAGCAUAUUUCAAAAUGCUCGGUCCUGAGGACUUGAAGGCACCGAGAAUGAAAGAUAGUAAUUCCAGAUUGAAAGACAAGAGGAGCCGACUGAGCCUUCUGCUGACCAAGUCAGGCUCCCAUGAAAACAUCGGUCCAGAAAAGAAGACCACCACCGCAACCAGCAACAUCUCACCGGAGGCAGCUUUGAGAUGGAGCGACACCUUUGAAGAGCUGCUCAGACAUUCAGAUGGAGUGGAGACGUUCUCUCAGUUCCUCAGAACAGAGUUCAGUGAGGAGAACAUUGAGUUCUGGUUGGCCUGUGAGGAAUACAAGACCAUCAACUCGGAUUCCAGGCUCAUCACCAAAGCCAAGCAGAUGUAUGCUGUCUUCAUUGAAGCCGAGGCCCCAAAGGAGGUCAACAUCGACUACGCCACAAAGGUGGCCAUCCGGAAGAACAUCGCCACGCCGACGAAUACCUGCUUCGAUGCGGCACAGAGCAAAGUCUACAGCCUGAUGAAAAAAGACUGCUACCCGAGGUUCCUCACUUCCGACAUCUACCUGCGCCUCACCAAGAGAAAAGGCCCCGGGACCACCAUGUACCGCCGGAGGUCACGGUCCUGCGUUUUCAAUGAGCCGCGAGGGGAGGCCACGGGCGACUCCUCUGCCUGGUUGUAGCAUCUUAAGCUGAGAGUAGCACAACACACACAAACACACACACACACAAACACCCGCACACACACCACACACACACCCUUCUAAUUUCCCUUGCAGUGCAAUGCCUGUUUCUGACUAGCUGUGUGACUGUGGAACGUUGUGUCUUUUUAAUGAGACUUUCUGAAGAGAUUUGACUUUACAGCUACCUGUUAAAGUGUUCCCCAUCUAGACAGCAAACAUGCACAUAAUACUGUGUUUGAAUACUAAUAUGCAAUAUUCAUCUUGAUUACCGUUAAAUGCAUUGCCACUGCUUGUAUUAAUUCAAUAAUUUAUGAUAAUAAUCUGUUAUGUUGGCUUUUAGUUGUAAAUUGUAUAUAUUGUCUGGAGAGUAAUUAUUGGAAUAAACAACGUACUUUGAAA
Molecule: messenger RNA, 1206 nt
Organism: Coregonus clupeaformis (lake whitefish)
Lineage: Eukaryota; Metazoa; Chordata; Actinopteri; Salmoniformes; Salmonidae
Product: regulator of G-protein signaling 8
Exons: 5
Coding region: 97-807 (236 amino acids)
Source: RefSeq, a predicted model, not a curated record